CGUUAUGUCACUGUGGGAUGGGAAUAACACAUCUAAGUCUAAGCUGAUUGCUGUGCUGAGCAAGGAAGUGUGGAUUUGAUCACAAACUAAAUAGAGAUACUAUAGAUAGGAUUGCUUAACUCACAUUUGCAAUUAAAUUCAAGUACUAUCUUAAUGACUUUAUAAUUGUGUGCUUUUCCAGUUUUCUAACCAUUUUCAAUGAAGUUAUACAAAUAAAGUUUUAUAUACAUAGGUACUGUGCUGGAUCUUUUACAAAAAAUCUUCAUUGAAACAAUAAAUUAGACCUAUUAGAAUGGGUGGUUUAUUUGGCAAGCACAAAAAACCUGUGAGCAGAGUGACAGAACAGGACAAAGCUGUUUUACAAUUGAAGCAACAAAGAGAUAAAUUAAAGCAGUAUCAGAAGAGAAUAGAGUUAAAUUUUGAAAGAGACAGGGAAUUGGCUAAAAAACUUCUUAGUGAAGGAAAGCGGGAUAAAGCUAAACUGGCACUGAAAAAGAAAAGAUACCAAGAACAAUUACUGCAGAAUACGGAAGCUCAGUUAGAAAAAUUAGAACAAAUAACACAUGAUCUUGAAUUUGCCCAAAUAGAAUUGCAGGUGCUUGAUGGUCUCAAGAUAGGAAAUGUGGCCUUAAAGAAAAUACAUGAAAGUCUCAACAUAGAUGAAAUUGAAAAGAUUAUGGAUGAAACUAAGGAGGGAAUAGAGAAACAGAAAGAGAUAGAUGAACUCAUAUCAGGUCAACUGACAGAGGAAGAUGAUGAGGCAGUGGAGGCUGAACUUGAAGCCAUUUUGGAUGUUGGUGAACAACUACCAGAAGUGCCUACUGAUCAGCUGCCGGAUUUACCAGAUGAGAAUUUGUUGGAAAAACCACACAAGGCCAAAGAAAGUCCGAGCAAGAUUGCUGUAGAAGCUUAACAACUUGUUUUUAAUUUAUCUUGUAAGAUUGUAUAUUAUGUAAAGUUAAGAAAACUAUAUUCUACAUUCUGUAUAAAGAAUAUAACAUAUUUUUGGAAUUUCA
Molecule: messenger RNA, 1016 nt
Organism: Amyelois transitella
Lineage: Eukaryota; Metazoa; Arthropoda; Insecta; Lepidoptera; Pyralidae
Gene: Vps20
Product: charged multivesicular body protein 6-A
Exons: 2
Coding region: 293-913 (206 amino acids)
Biological process (GO): late endosome to vacuole transport via multivesicular body sorting pathway; vesicle budding from membrane
Cellular component (GO): ESCRT III complex; multivesicular body
Source: RefSeq, a predicted model, not a curated record